Molecule: messenger RNA, 1668 nt
Organism: Trichomonas vaginalis G3
Lineage: Eukaryota; Parabasalia; Trichomonadida; Trichomonadidae
Product: phage tail repeat-like family
Exons: 1
Coding region: 1-1668 (555 amino acids)
Source: RefSeq, a predicted model, not a curated record
AUGUCGAAAGAAACAGCGUCUAUGAGAGAAAUACAACACAACCGACAACUCAUUAUGCAAGCUCUAAAUAAGAACACAACAAACUUUUCAAACUAUUCUAAGAUAUCUGAGUCAUUGAAAGAAGGAAACUUAAAACUGACAAUAAACCCAAUGACAGACGAGUUUCUAUUUCAAGACAACAAGAACCAUACUGUUUGUAUAAAUCCAACAAAAAGAACUUUAAACGAGAAACCUAUAGAUGAACUUCUUUUGAAGGCAGAUAUUGACAACAAAGCUGACAAAGAAUAUGUAGACGAUGCAAUAGCAAAAGAAGAAGAAAGAGCUAACAAUGCUUAUGCAACAAAAGAACAUACUCAUCCUGAACUAGCAGACAAAACAUAUGUUGACAAUAAAAUGUCAAGUGAAGUGACAAGAGCUGAAAACGAAUAUUCUAAAAAGACUCAUACACAUACCAUUGCAAAUAUUACAAACUUACAAGAAACCUUAAACAGGAAAAGUGACGUUGGACAUACACAUACCAUUGCAAAUAUUACAAACUUACAAGAAACCUUAAACAGGAAAAGUGACGUUGGACAUACACAUACAUCUUCUGAAAUAACAGACUUAAACGUUAGCCUUGAAAAGAAAGCAGAUAAAACAUAUGUCAAUGAAAUAUACCAAAGUUUAGUUGGAACAAAAAAUAUUGAAACUAUUGUUGGUGACUUUUCUGUCAAUGAAGAAAAUAAAUAUUUUAGAUGGCAGUUGGUACAGUCCUUAGAAAAUGGUACACGGUAUAAACUCAUUCCGAAAAAUAACAAUGAAAUGUAUGUAAGCUAUAAAAAGAACGAUGGUACACAAGUUAAAGUUCCAUUAGACAACAACUGUUACUUAAACAUAUAUGGAGACGAACAAAAGAAAUAUUUAAGAGUUUAUGAAAUGACAGAUAUGACAUUGCCUGACCCAGCUCCAGCACCAUACUAUUAUGACUAUGGUGUUGACGCACGUGUAGACCCAAAAAAGCAAACAUUAUAUUUAGAAUAUUAUAGAUAUAAAAGAUAUAAUGCAAUAGAAAAAACGAGAAUAGUAUAUUAUUAUACAGAUGACAGAAAUAAAUAUUAUAGUCAAGAUUUUACCUACCCUGAAAACAUAAGAUUAUAUUAUAAAAAAUAUUCUGACACAAACCAGAAGAAACCAGAAAUAGUUACACUAUAUUUUAAGUUCAAAAGAGACAAUCCUAUAUUAUCUCAUAUGUUUGAUUUAAUGAACCCAGUAGGUUCUAUUUAUACAUCUAUGGAUGCAAGAUGUCCUCAAGUAAUGUUUGGUGUUGGUGCAUGGGAACAAAUAGUCGACAGGUUUUUGUAUUGUGCAAACUCUUCAAAGGAAACAGGUGGAAGUAAAAAGAUAUCUGUCGACAACUUGCCACCACAUAGUCAUUCUGGUACAACAAGUUCUAAUGGAAACCAUAGUCAUAGGGUUUGCAAACAAGGAUAUAACACUGUUUCUCAGAUUUCAAUGGAAAUUCAAGUUAUGUCAAGAACUCAUUUUCCAAACGACCCAGUAGACUGGAAUGGAAUGUGGACAGAUACAACUGGAAACCACCAACAUACUUUUACAACAACAUCUACAGGAAAUGGAACAGACUACAUGCCACCUUACAUGACAGUUUACGCAUGGUAUAGAAUUGCUUAG